UGCCGCGGCCCUCUUCCCCCGGGUGACUCCUCGGUGUGAUGAUGUCAGCGGGGGAGGCGGAGCCUGGUGUCCGGGCCCGCGCUCCGAUGUCCCGGGAGAGCGCGGGAGGAGAGGGCCGGGGCGGGCCUGGGCCCGGCUCGCUGCCCAUCCAGCGGCACCGGCAGCAGCUGGUUCAGGCGGUCCGGGAGCAGCCGUUCCUCAUAGUGAGCGGGGAGACGGGCAGCGGGAAAACCACGCAGCUGCCGCAGUAUCUGCAGCGGGCAGGACUGGGACGGCAUGGGAUAAUUGGGGUCACGCAGCCCCGGCGAGUGGCUGCCAUUUCCGUGGCCCUGAGAGUGGCCGAGGAGAUGGGCUGUAAUCUGGGCAGAACAGUGGGCUACCAGGUGCGCUUCGACGACUGCACCUCUGAGGACACUGAAAUCAAGUACAUGACCGAUGGCUGCUUGUUGCGGGAGAUUCUGCAGGACCCAGGUCUCAAUCGGUACAGCGUUGUCAUUCUGGAUGAGGCCCACGAGAGGAGCCUUAGCACUGACAUUCUCUUCGGCUUGCUCAAAUCCCUGUUGGCACAGGGCACGUCAGCACAGGGCACAACGCCACCCAUGCGUAAGGUUCCCCUGAAGGUCGUUGUGAUGUCGGCCACACUGGAUACAGAGAAACUCUCAGAAUUCCUGCACGGCUGUCCUGUCUACCAUGUGUCGGGGCGGACUUAUCCCGUCAAGGAACUAUUCUGCAACCUGAUUGGACCGAAGGAUAAACACGGCAUGGGAUUUGUUAAAGAGGUUGUAAAUGUCACUUUGGACAUACACAUGAAUGAGUCAGAAGGAGACAUCCUAGUGUUUUUGACAGGGCAGUCUGAGAUUGAGCGGGCAUGUGACUUGCUUUUCCAGAAAGGAGAAUCAAUUGAUUACCAAUAUGAUGUGAGAGAUGGAUCGAUUGAGGGGCUGCUCAUCCUGCCACUCUACGGCUCUAUGUCAACAGAUCAGCAAAGAAAGGUUUUCCUUCCUGCACCACCUCACGUCAGGAAGUGCAUUGUUGCUACAAAUAUAGCAGCCACUUCUUUGACUAUUGACAGAAUAAGAUAUGUUGUAGAUUGUGGCUUCGUGAAGCAGCUGAAUCACAAUCCGCUUGUUGGACUCGAUGUACUGGAGGUUGUUCCCAUUUCAAAGAGUGAAGCCAUGCAGCGAACUGGGAGAGCUGGGAGGACGUCUGCUGGGAAAUGCUAUCGGAUCUACAGCAAAGAAUUCUGGGAGAAGUGCAUGCCAGAUCACAUGGUCCCAGAGAUCCAGAGAGUUAGUCUGACGUCGGUGGUCCUCACCCUGAAGUGCCUUGGUGUGAACAACGUUAUUGGGUUCCCGUAUCUUGACAGGCCAGAGGAGAGGCACAUCCUGGAGGCACUGAAACAGCUUUACCAGAAUGAUGCUAUUGACAGGGCAGGUUGUGUGACCAAACUUGGGCGCCUGAUGGUGGAGUUUCCUCUCCCGCCACCUAUGACACGGGCUCUGAUAAAAGCCGCCGCCGUGGGCUAUGAGUGCCUUUUGCUUCCAGUGGCCGCGAUGCUCUCCGUAGAAAACGUUUUCAUUCGACCAGGGAACCCGGACAAGCAGAAGGAAGCCGAGCUGAGGCACCAGGAGCUGGCUCAGGAGGCUGGCGGCAGCAAUGAUUUCUUAACAUUACUCAACAUCUUCGAGAAGUGCAAGGCAAGUGACUCGCCGUCUUCCUGGUGCCGAAAGUACUGGCUCCACUGGCGAGCAAUGAAGACUGCGUUCAGCGUGGAGACCCAACUCCAGGAGAUACUCAGGAAAAUGAAACAGAGAAAGGACUUUCCCUCAGAGACGUACAGUGGCUCCAAGGCUGAGCUGCUGAGGAAAUGUUUAUGUGCUGGGUAUUUCUCCAAUGUAGCCAGAAGGUCUGUCGGUAAAUCCUUUCACACGAUGGAUGGUCAUGGAUCACUUGUCCACAUCCACCCUUCCUCUGUCCUGUUUGAACAAGAGAGCCAGCUUGAUUGGAUUAUCUUUCAUGAUGUUAUGGUCACAUCCAAGAUUUACAUGCGGACUCUGUGCCCGAUUCGUUAUGAGUGGGUGAAGGAUCUGCUGCCCAAGUUGCAUGAAAUUGAUGUGUACCAGCUGAGCAGCGUGGCGAGGGAUGAGGAGGCCAAGGACGUGGCCCAACAACGGCAGAACAAACACCAGGACGAAAGAGCAUCAGAGCAAACUCUGGAAGAAGCCCUGAGGAAGCUGGAAAAGAGGAACGAUGAGAAGUCCAUAUCCGAUGCUCGGGCUCGAUACCUUCAGCGCAAGCUGGACAAAUCGCAGAACUGGACGGGGCAGUGAAGGUGCAGCAGAGCUGUCAGGAAGGGUUGACGCCGCACAGGGAGCCCAGUCCCAGUGCCAGACCGGAAGAUGAAUAGUGUUCGGGUCCAUAGCCAUUCUCAGCUUCAGCAUCUCAGGGCCAAAAGGCAGAUCUCUUGAACCAUUGUGCACAUGGAGUUGAGAACAAAUGCAAACCUCAUGUGGUGGGGUUAGAGAGUGGAGGAAUAAUCGGACACUGACACAGGGUGUCUGUGCAUGGGUCCAAUUACUCCCCCCAGGUACUCAUGCUCCCUCUUAGGUACCUGCGUUCACGUUCAUAAUGGGCCUUCACACUGUAGUUGCACUGUCUGUCCAUGUGUUGGGAGGGAGCAUGACUGGGCUAUUUAGGCAAAUGCUGACAGACCACACACAACGUUGUAACCUUUUUAGUGAGAAUAAAAUAUGAACUGUCUCCUAAAUCGUUUUCCUCAGGCGAAAACCAUCUUAAAGCUCAAGAACCAUCAAUUAGUGCAGACUAUCUGAUGUUGUUACCUAAAGGUCCCAUUGUUACAGUUCAUGAAAUGCUGCCCUGUUACCAUCUGAACACUGAACGGGUUGCUGGGUUUGAACAGGUCAGAGUCGACUGUGCAGAGAUAUUUCGCGUGUCAGUUAUCUGUACCGUUGGCUUCAUAGGUGAUUGGAAUUGUGCUUCUCCUGGUGCACUGCCGCAGCGGACUGCAGGGGAGAGGGAGGACUGAUGAAAUGCGGAGCCAUUUCAGGCUGGUGGUGUAUGAAUAGAAUCCUUUAUGUCACUUUGGUCUGAUUUAUUAUAUGUUUUUUUAUAAAUUAUGAAAAUAAGAAAGAAAUUGCUUUAAAAUAUCUUUUGUAAUGUUUUAUUUUCAAUAAAAUGUGAUUCAACCCUUAAUCUGCACUCAGGAAAACAACAGUUUAAAUUAUUGGAUUUCUAAAUUUGGAAUUAUCCCUUUCAUCCCUGAAGCAAGCAGUCAUGGCGCCGCUGAGGAUAAUUGAAAAGUUUCAAUGUGUGAUUUUUAAAUGUUUUAUUAUAAAAUUCCUUGUACAUUUCUCAGUUGCCUUGUGCCUUGUAUUUAAUUCAUUUGCAACGUAGCAUCCAAACUAAUUUACUUGAAUAAAAAAAAAACCCGAUCUUUUUAUUUCU
This is a messenger RNA of Pristis pectinata (smalltooth sawfish), 3465 nucleotides long. RefSeq names its product DEAH (Asp-Glu-Ala-His) box polypeptide 40 (gene dhx40). The record is from RefSeq and is a predicted model, not a curated record. Gene Ontology annotation, cellular component: intracellular anatomical structure. Gene Ontology annotation, molecular function: RNA binding; ATP binding. NCBI's taxonomy places the organism in Eukaryota, Metazoa, Chordata, Chondrichthyes, Rhinopristiformes, Pristidae. The transcript is spliced from 17 exons. Bases 39 to 2330 code for a protein of 763 amino acids.